Messenger RNA from Humulus lupulus (European hop), 423 nucleotides. RefSeq lists its product as uncharacterized. Lineage: Eukaryota; Viridiplantae; Streptophyta; Magnoliopsida; Rosales; Cannabaceae. The transcript has 2 exons. The record is from RefSeq and is a predicted model, not a curated record. The coding region runs from base 1 to 423 and encodes 140 amino acids. Gene Ontology annotation, molecular function: zinc ion binding.
AUGAUGACAUCCAACAUCGCAGAAUCACUCAACGCUGCACUAAAAGCUGGAAGAAAUCUCCCCUUUGAUAUCUUGGUUGAAUGCCUUAGAAAUUUGGUGCAAAAGUGGGUUUGGAACAACUCAAAUAAUGCAAACGCAAAAGUCUCUACAGCAACAGAAAAUGAGUUGAGACAUGACAUUGUCUUGUCUUUCAACGCAAUAGAAUACCAAGUUCGUGAUGAAAAUGAGAUAAAUUUCACCGUAAAUAUACAUAAUAGAACUUGUACUUGCAAUAAGUUUCAAGAAGAUGAAAUGCCUUGUGGGCACGCAGUAGCUGUCAUUGCAAAGAGAAACUUGAGAGUGUAUGAUUAUUGUGCAAAGUUCUACAAAACAGAAACAUUGAAAGCAUUGUAUCAAGAAAAUGUUCAUCCUUUGCCCCCAUAA